This is a messenger RNA of Vigna radiata var. radiata (mung bean), 905 nucleotides long. RefSeq names its product protein DCL homolog, chloroplastic. Gene Ontology annotation, cellular component: chloroplast. The record is from RefSeq and is a predicted model, not a curated record. Gene Ontology annotation, biological process: chloroplast rRNA processing; chloroplast organization. Bases 131 to 712 code for a protein of 193 amino acids. Lineage: Eukaryota; Viridiplantae; Streptophyta; Magnoliopsida; Fabales; Fabaceae. The transcript has 3 exons.
UCUUAUUGGGCUUGAAGAGCCUGUUUACAAGUUUUCUAUACAAGUUGAUUGCACAUUGACACGAGCCCUCCAAAAUCCAAAACUAGGGAACAUUGAAUUUGAGACUCACGCAAACACUCACACAACAGUAAUGGCCGCUAGGCAUUUUCUGCUUCACUGCCUUCGCCUCCGUAGCUUCCAAGGCUUCCAGGUAGCGCCGCCUCAGGGCCACCGUCUGUGGUGCAGUGCCACCUUAUCAUCAGAAGAAGAAGCUAUCGAGAACGCAUCAGGCGGGACCCACACCCGCUGUUCCGACGUCGAGGUGGAUGAACGGGAAUGGAUGGACAAAGAGGAGAAGAUUGCGAGAGACAUUGAACCAAUCGUUAAGCUGACCAGACAUAUUCUUUUCUCACCAAGGUACAAGAAUGGGGAGCUAUUGACUAUGGAGGAUGAAAGAGCCAUAACAGAAAACGUUCUUAUUUAUCAUCCAGAAUAUGAAGAUAAAAUCGGAAGUGGCUUGUUCGCCAUUAUGGUUGAUCGGCAUCCUGUGUAUCUAUUUCCAAGGUGCCUUUUUGUGGUAAGAACUGACUGUAGCUGGAUCGACUUCUCCUAUCGGGUGUGCCUUGAAGAAUACAUUAAAAAUAAGUACCAAAUAAGGGCAGAACGGUUUGUUAAUAGAAGGUUUCUUAAAAAUCUUAUUAAACGAUGGGGUAUUGGUACUUAUAAUUAUUGAAGUAAACGGUAGAAGAUGACAAUUGGCUGGGAUGUGUAGCUUAUUUCUGAAGGGAGUGUAGAAAAUUAUUGAAGUUAGCUUGCAUAAAACUUUUCUUUGUAAAAGUUCAUGAUUAGGUAAACUCGCAGACUGUAAGGAAUAAUGUUUUAUGGAUUGGCUGCCUUUAGUAUAGUUACAGUUUUACUAGGAUUCA